This is a messenger RNA of Marmota monax (woodchuck), 672 nucleotides long. RefSeq names its product ribosomal protein S11 (gene Rps11). Gene Ontology annotation, biological process: translation. Lineage: Eukaryota; Metazoa; Chordata; Mammalia; Rodentia; Sciuridae. Gene Ontology annotation, cellular component: ribosome; cytosolic small ribosomal subunit. The record is from RefSeq and is a predicted model, not a curated record. Gene Ontology annotation, molecular function: structural constituent of ribosome. The transcript is spliced from 5 exons. The coding region runs from base 142 to 618 and encodes 158 amino acids.
UGUCAAUCAGAGUCGCUCUCGAGGCACCGCCCAAAGCCGUGUGACCCUGCCCCUUUCGUCACUUCCUCUACAGCCCCUGCGCAAUCAAUAAGGAAACCCGGACGCUUCCGUCGCUCUCUUUUUUUUCAGGCAGCCGGGAAGAUGGCGGACAUUCAGACAGAGCGUGCCUACCAAAAGCAGCCGACCAUCUUUCAAAACAAGAAGAGGGUCCUGCUAGGAGAAACUGGGAAGGAGAAACUCCCUCGAUACUACAAAAAUAUUGGUCUGGGCUUCAAGACACCAAAAGAGGCCAUUGAGGGCACCUACAUUGACAAGAAGUGCCCUUUCACUGGUAAUGUUUCCAUCCGAGGGCGGAUCCUGUCUGGUGUGGUGACCAAGAUGAAGAUGCAAAGGACCAUUGUGAUCCGCCGGGACUAUCUCCACUACAUCCGCAAAUACAAUCGCUUUGAGAAGCGCCACAAGAAUAUGUCUGUGCACCUGUCCCCCUGCUUCAGGGACGUCCAGAUUGGUGACAUCGUCACAGUUGGCGAGUGCAGGCCUUUGAGCAAGACGGUGCGCUUCAAUGUACUCAAGGUCACCAAGGCAGCUGGCACCAAGAAGCAGUUCCAGAAGUUCUAAGACUGGAUGCCUGCCCACCCUCCAAAGCAAAAUAAACUUAUUUUGUAAUUCACA